GAGGGAGACAGGGAGGAGGGCUAAGUAUGUAUGUGACAGAGAGGAUGAAAAUGAGAUGGGGACAGAGAAGAGGGCUGUGUGCGUAAAAGAGAGGGAGAAAAAGAGGGAAAUAUAAGAGAGCUGUGUUUUAUAGAGGGAAGGAGAAAAAAAGAGAUUGAGGGAGGGCUGUUUUGAGGAUGUGCUUGAAAACAGAGGAGGGAGGAGGCAAAGGAGAGAACUGAGCUGAGAAAAAUCUGUCUGAUCCGCACACUGGUCUCUGCGAUAGAGGAGAGAGGGAGGAGGAGAAGAGAGGCGGAAGAGAAGAGAGGAUAGGAAGAAGAAGCGAGAGAACACAGGACUGCACAGGGAGACAGAUUCAUAUUGGAGACCUGGAGGAUCUAUCGACAGGGUUAGAGGUCAGGGACUAGGCAGACAUGAUGACAUCACAUGGAAAGCUGAGGAUGCAGAGAGGGAGUCUAUAUGAGUAUGACUCCCAGAUCAAAGACCUGCGGGCCCAGCUGUGUGACCAAAUGAAGGUUCUGGAUGGUCAGGUGGAGGUCAAAGGUCAACAGCUGUCUGACCUGUCUGAGUUCUUCCGUCGUCGUGGUGACAUUGAGGCGGAGUAUGCCCGUGCCCUCGACAAACUUACAGAGAGGUUCACCCUAAAGACCAAGAGGAAGGAGCAGAGUGGUCAAUCAGUGUCUCAGUGUUGGUCAGUUUUGUUGACUCAGACACGUGCAGAGAGCAGAGAACAUGCAGCGCUGAGUGACUCCUGCUCACACACACUCACACAGCGACUCACACACUGCUCAGAGGACACACACCGCCUGGCAAAACGGAGUAAGGAGGUGGGAGUUCAGAUGCAAGAUGAGCUACUGAAGGUCACCACUGAACUGCAGACGGCUCUGAGGACAUACCACCAGUACCAUACAGAGAGUCUGACAGCAGAGGGGAAACUAAAGGAAGCCACACGAUUGGAGGAGAGACAGACAGGGAAGUCAGCUGAACUGGGGAUAACCCAAUCAGGAGGCCAGCGGCGGAGCUCUGUGAAGAAGAUGGAGAAAAUGAUGGAAAAGAGACAUGGCAGAGUGCAGGAGACCCAGCUGAAGUGCACUAAGGCUCGUAAUGACUAUCUGCUGAAUCUGGCAGCUGCCAAUGCAACUAUGAACAAGUACUAUCUACAGGAUCUCAGCACACUCAUAGACUGUACUGACCUGGGGUUCCAUCUCUCCUUGGAGCGAGUGAUGAGGUCCUACCUAGCCAGCAGGGGGCGUGUCCUGAAGGCUGAGGAGGCCGGGCUGAAGCAGCUGGAACAGGAAGUGACAUCACUGGAUCAGGGCGGAGACAGAGACGCUCUCCUACAGAACCACGACACAGCAUUCUGUCUGCCCUUCCGCUUCAGUUACCAUCCUCACGAGGGAGACCAGGUGGGUGAGGUGAGUGCGGAGAGCCAGGUGAGGUAUGAGUUAGAGACCAGGUUCCAACAGCUCCAGUCCCGCCUUUCCACCGAAACCUUGGAAACAGAGGAGGUCAGUAAGACACUGAAAGCCACCCUCUCUGCGCUUUUGGACAACAUGUGUGACAGUGACAGUAACCCCCCCCCUGACUUGCCCAUCAGCCUAUCACACGACCCCAUGGGAACCGCGUCUGCCUCCAAGCUAGCCCUUGCCAAGCGGAGAGCCAAUCAGCAGGAAACAGAGACAUUCUACUUUACGAAAGUUAAGGAGUAUCUGAUUGGAAGCUCCCUGAUCUCCAAACUACAGGCUAAACAUGACCUGCUGCAGGAGGCCAUACAGAAAGCUAAGGCCGUUGAUAGCGACCCCUCCAGAAUGCAGUGUGCUAGGUCAGUGCGUGUGCGGAGGUCCAGACCCUGUUCCAUGUACAGCCACACUCUCUUCACCUCUGAUAUGCUGGGUUUCAUACAGAGUUCAGGGCAGCAGAUACCUGUGGUGGUUGAAAGCUGCAUUCGCUUUAUAAAUCUUCACGGUCUGCACCAUGAGGGGAUAUUCCGUGUUCCAGGGUCCCAGAGAGAGGUCAACCACAUCAGGGACGCUUUUGAGCGAGGAGAGGACCCUCUAGCAGACAGUGACUGUGACAUUGAUUCGGUGGCUGGUGUGUUGAAGCUGUACUUCAGAGGACUGGACCCGCCGUUGUUCCCUGAUGAAUACUACACAGAACUAUUGGACUGUGUCCAAAACGAGGGAUUGGCAGAGAAAGCAGCUCAGAUAAAGUCAGUUGUCUCCUCCUUCCCUCGACCUCUCCUUAUCGUCAUACGUUACCUCUUCGCUUUUCUCAACCAUGUGUCCCAGUACAGCGAUGAGAACAUGAUGCAGCCCUAUAACCUGGCUGUGUGUUUCGGGCCGAGCCUCCUGAGAGGGUCGGAUUCUGGUGAUGUUGUCGCUAGGCAACCACAGGUCAAUGACCUCGUCAAGACCAUGAUCCUCCAGUAUGAUGUCAUCUUCCCGUGCCAAUCAGAGCUGCCCGGGCCCGUGUACGAGAAGCACAUGACUCUGGAGCAGGAGUACUGUGAACCAAUCACAGAGGAGGGAGAUGGGGAGACUGAACAAUUCCACAUUGAGGAUGAGAUACCUCGUUCCGAACAUGCAAGUUUCAGAGUACAGAGGGUGGGGGCAAGAACACAAGAUGGUGGAUUAGGCACAGAGUCAGAGUGGGAGGCGGUGGCCAUGUUUGAUUACACCGCGCGGUCUGCUACUGAACUGUCCUUUAAGCAGGGGGAUCCACUCCUUCUGCACAGCAAGGCCUCUUCUGAUUGGUGGAGAGGGGAAGCGGGAGGAGUUAGGGGUCUCAUACCGCAUAAAUAUAUCAGUGUGUUGGAAGGAGCGGAGCGAGGGAGGAGGGAUGAGGUCAGUGGAGGAAGCACUGGAAACCUGGCUUCAGAAGAGCUUCAGACUGAGAACACGACCCGGCUGCGGGUGAACAGUGACAGUGCUUCGUUGCCUGGACGGCAGAGGGCAGCGGAGGGCAGAGGCAGUCCCGUCCGAAAGAACCCCCUCUCCCCUGUGACACGUCAAAACACAGGGAAUCAGGAGCGUAGGCACACCUUGGACAGUGUGAGGCAGAGGGCAGGAGCCAUAGAGAGACAGACAGAUGGAGGAUCUAUUGAAAGGCCGGACAUCAGUAAACAGAUGAACUCUGUAUUCAAGGAGCUUCUCUCUCGCCAGCCGUCCCUACAUCCUGCUGCAACCCAGGCACCUCCCUCCUCUUCUUCCUCCCCCUCCUCCCUCCCUUCCUCCUCCUCUUCCUCUUCAUCCCUCUCCUCCUCUCUCCCUGGAGGCAGGAAGGUGGGGUUCAGCCUCAGGGGGCGGGCUCUCUUCAGACCAGCGGACCAAUAGGAGGACUGAAGCAGAAUUAUGAUAAUAAUGAUGAUUUAUUUUUCUGACAGGUUUGUGUGUGAUAUGAUAUUAGUGUGUGAUGAUGUUUGUGUGUGAUAUUGCUAGUCUUUUACACCUGUCUCAGUGCUGUCUAUCGUUCUCUAUUAGAACAAGGAUGGGUUUGGUUUCCAAUAACUCAGGGCUGGGGUAACUUACCUAUUUCUGUGGUAAAUUGUUUUUAAACUUGAUAAACACUCAUUUAAACCACUUAGUAAGAGUAUAACAACUUACUUCUUAAUUAUAAUAAUGGAAACUGGGUCCAAUAGCAUAUCCAAGAUGGCCUCCACACCAGAUCCUGGGAUGCUGGUUAAACUGUGAAAAUGAUUCUUUCCACCACUCUAGUAAUUCUAACUCUAUGGUCUGAGGGGCUUUGUUCACUCUAGUCAUUAUAUUUCUAUGGAUGCAACCCUCCUCCCUCUUCCCUGGACCACUGUUGAUGAUGUCACUGGAAUAGCUGUAUUAAAAUACUUCUGUGGUAAAAGGAAUAAAUAAUAAAUAUUAG
Molecule: messenger RNA, 3873 nt
Organism: Oncorhynchus gorbuscha (pink salmon)
Lineage: Eukaryota; Metazoa; Chordata; Actinopteri; Salmoniformes; Salmonidae
Gene: arhgap4b
Product: Rho GTPase activating protein 4b
Exons: 24
Coding region: 414-3332 (972 amino acids)
Biological process (GO): negative regulation of cell migration; signal transduction
Cellular component (GO): cytoplasm
Molecular function (GO): protein binding
Source: RefSeq, a predicted model, not a curated record